CAAUGUGUCACGGCUGUUCUGGCACGCCAGUUGCCCGACCGAGUUUCACGUUUUGGUGGUUUUUGGAGCUGCGAGUGCGAGGAAAAAGUCUCCCCUAAAUAGUUCACGCAACACUCACGAUGGCCGGAUUGCUGUCCAUAUCGUCGCGCCAUGUGCCGCGGAGUGUCCUGCGACUGACAGUGAAGCCCUUGACGGAGAAUCCUGGUCAGCAGUUCGCCAGGAGUUCCAGGACCUACCACCAGGGGCGUGUGCUGCAGAGAUUUCCCCGCUUCCUGACCGGGAGCCUCGAGAGUCAGGGAAAGAACUUCGUGGACUCACAAUGGAUCAGCUGGCGCGCCUUUCGCACGAGCUUCGCGCUCAGGAACUCAGAGAUUGUCACCGUGCCGCCGUUCGCGGACUCUGUCUCCGAGGGAGACAUCAGAUUCACGAAGAAAGUGGGCGAUUACGUGGCCGCGGAUGAGGUGGUGAUGGAGAUUGAGACGGACAAGACCACGGUUGGCGUUCCUGCGCCCUUCAAUGGCGUCAUCGAGGAGAUCUUCGUCACGGACGGCGACACUGUGCAGGCGAAGCAGAAGCUGUUCAAGCUGAAGCCCGCCGAAGGCGCUCCUCCGGCCGCCGCUGCGGCGCCGCCCAAGCCUGCUGAGGCUCCGGCUGCCACGCCACCACCUCCACCGCCGCCUCCCAAGGCCGCUGCGCCCCCGCCGCCGCCAGCUGCCGGCGCUGCGGCGCCUCCACCGCCCGCGCCGGCUGCCGUGCCGCCGCCACCGCCGCCCAAGCCCGCCGGCCCGUCGAGCCAAAUGCCCGUGGCGGCGAUCAGGCACGCGCAGGCCAUCGACGCGUCCGUGAAGGUGCCGCCGGCAGACUACACGAAGGAGAUCACGGGCACGCGGACGGAGCAGCGCGUGAAGAUGAACCGCAUGCGGCUGAAGAUCGCGUCGCGACUGAAGGACGCGCAGAACACCAACGCCAUGCUGACGACGUUCAAUGAGAUCGACAUGAGUGCAAUCAUGGACUUCCGGAAGACGCAUCUGGAGGCAUUCGUGAAGAAGUACGGCAUCAAGCUGGGCUUCAUGUCGGCCUUCGCCAAGGCGGCCGCGUACGCGCUGCAGGACCAGCCGGUGGUGAACGCGGUGAUCGAGGGCCAGGAGAUCAUCUACAGGGACUACGUGGACAUCUCUGUGGCCGUGGCGACGCCCAAGGGCCUCGUGGUGCCGGUGAUCCGGAACGUGGAGAGCAUGAACUACGCCGAUAUCGAGCUGGCCAUCGCGGCGCUGGGCGAGAAGGCGAAGAAGGGCGCGCUGGCGGUGGAGGACAUGGACGGCGGCACGUUCACCAUCAGCAACGGCGGCGUGUUCGGGUCGCUGAUGGGCACGCCCAUCAUCAAUCCGCCGCAGAGCUCGAUUCUCGGCAUGCACGGAAUCUUCGACAGGCCGAUCGCCGUCAAAGGACAGGUUGUAAUUCGACCGAUGAUGUACAUUGCGCUGACUUACGAUCAUCGCCUGAUUGACGGACGCGAAGCCGUGAUGUUCCUGCGCAAGAUUAAGGGCGCCGUCGAGGAUCCCAGGAUCAUCCUAGCAGGAAUCUAAAAUAAUAUUGUUAUGAGAGAAA
Molecule: messenger RNA, 1608 nt
Organism: Phlebotomus argentipes
Lineage: Eukaryota; Metazoa; Arthropoda; Insecta; Diptera; Psychodidae
Product: dihydrolipoyllysine-residue succinyltransferase component of 2-oxoglutarate dehydrogenase complex, mitochondrial
Exons: 5
Coding region: 120-1586 (488 amino acids)
Biological process (GO): tricarboxylic acid cycle
Cellular component (GO): oxoglutarate dehydrogenase complex
Molecular function (GO): dihydrolipoyllysine-residue succinyltransferase activity
Source: RefSeq, a predicted model, not a curated record